Trachemys scripta elegans is the source of this 1983-nucleotide messenger RNA. It is a transcript of the gene EFNA5, whose product is annotated as ephrin A5. Bases 1 to 345 code for a protein of 114 amino acids. The record is from RefSeq and is a predicted model, not a curated record. NCBI's taxonomy places the organism in Eukaryota, Metazoa, Chordata, Testudines, Emydidae. The transcript is spliced from 4 exons.
AUGUCCUGUAUGAGUGGGGAUUUCCAUGCUGAAUGCAGAAUAACUGUAUUUUUUCUCUCUUUCUCUUCUUUUACAGCUUCUGCAAUCCCAGAUAAUGGAAGGAGGUCCUGUCUAAAGCUUAAAGUCUUUGUGCGGCCGGCAAACAGCUGUAUGAAAACUAUAGGUGUUCAUGAUCGUGUUUUCGAUGUUAACGACAAAGUAGAAAAUUCAUUAGAACCAGCAGAUGAUACCGUACAUGAGUCAGCCGAGCCAUCCCGCGGUGAGAAUGCAGCACAGACACCGAGGAUAUCCAGCCGGCUUUUGGCAAUCCUACUGUUCCUCCUGGCGAUGCUUUUGACAUUAUAGCACAGUAUAUUCCAGUAACCUGUCACAGAAAACAUCAGGAUCUUGGAACAUCAAAGAUCCACCUAACUGCUCCUCCCAAAAAGGGACUUUAUAUUGGUUUUGCAGAUGUUAAUUUUUGGGGGGGCGGGGGGGUUGUUUGUUUGUUGGUUUGUUUUUCUUUCAGCCUGAACUAUGAGCAAGAAUUUGAGGGGAAUAACUAGUUUCAGUUCCCAACCUUCCCCAUGACUUUCCUUGACCCCUCCAAAAAUCAAAGGACUCAAAGUGAAAAUGCCAAAUUAUAACAGUGAUACUAGUGAUUCUUAUUUUCCUCUUCAUUCUCCUUUAAGAAGUCACCUCCACUAGCUCUCUGUGUCAUCUGUAUAUGGAUACGGAAGAAUAGUGGCAGAUGCAGUCAGUGAAGGAUAAGGAACCUGAGUGGAAGUCCAGGAGGGUUUUACUCUCCAAUACAAUAUUUAUGCCUUCUCGUUCAGUACUGUAAGAUGAUCAUGCAAGGCAUCAUGUCACCAUGUCAGGACUUGAGGGGAAAUAUUAAGAACAGAUAUAACACUAUUUUCUCUAGGAGUUUCUAAAUGAACAGGCUUCUAAAAGGAAGAGACACUGUUUCUUAUAAGACUGUCUUGUAACAUCAUUGACAGUAAAAACCUGUGCUCCAUAAUAGAAGCUCUGUCUUUAGAAAAAAAAUAUUAAUAUUUAGGAAUUUAGCACACAGCAAGCAAGGUCAGAUUUAGGAAACUUAGCUGGGGGUGCGAGUGCUUCUGUUAUUUCCAUUUAAGUGGGUAGUGCACACCAGAUUAUUUUCUUUCAAAACAGAUCACCAUGGUGCUACAAUUUUUUUUUCUUGAAAUGCAAAGAAGCAUUUUUUUGUGACUAAAGUGACCUUCCCCAGGGCUGACUUAGUAGCUGGUAGCCUUGUAUGCAGCUCUGGGUGACAAUAUGUUCUAAGGAGAGGACUUCAAUGGCCAGAGGAAACAUGUUUUGGACACGGGAUAUCCAAUGUGUUCUUGAUUUGUCUCCCCGGCAAGUUCUACCAUCAUGGGAAUAAAAAAAGCCAGAAGAAGCCAGGACAGCCAAUCAGCAUUGUUUGGUGGGGGUAAGUGGGGAUAAGAAAAGUGUUUGAAAGUAAGGAAUACAAAUUGAAGUGUUGAUUUUAUAUCUUUUCCCGUUCCAACACAGUUUGAACAGUAGAGGAAACAUGUUUAUCAGCAGGAGAUAAACCAGAUGGGCUCCCAAAGACUUUAACAAAAUAUUUUUUUAAAAAUCCACUAGAAUAGAAAAUACAUUAUUUAGAUAUACUUUAUGCUGAGAGUGAGUAUAUAUGCUUGUCUUAUUUAAACAUGAGAAAAGUGGUAACCCUUGAUGCAAUUAGGAAUAUGGGAACUGUUUUGUUUGAUGGAAUUGGGGGGUGACCCUGUUUAAGGAAUCUGAGCAUGGCCAAGAAAUGACUUGAGAAGUCAUUGACCAGGAAAUGCAAGCCUUGGGGUUUCUAUUGGCGAGGCUGCCAUGAUCUUUGAAAUCUGAAAUAUAGUCAGGGAAAUGUGUCAAGCCAAUAUCAAAACAAAGCCUUUCAAACAAAAACUGAUGAUUAUGAUUAUGUUGAAUGUGAAAAAAAUGGAACCCAUUCCAACAAAAAAAAAAAAA